Messenger RNA from Opisthorchis viverrini, 987 nucleotides. RefSeq lists its product as hypothetical. The transcript has 5 exons. Lineage: Eukaryota; Metazoa; Platyhelminthes; Trematoda; Opisthorchiida; Opisthorchiidae. The record is from RefSeq and is a predicted model, not a curated record. Bases 1 to 987 code for a protein of 328 amino acids.
AUGGGAGAUAAAAUUACUCCCGUCAGUGGUGUGGUUGCUGUCCGGAGUGUCUGGGUGAAUGUCUUCGGUAAACGCUGGAACAUCUUCAAAACUACGGAGUUCGAAUUGUUGCCAGUGAGAAAUUUGUCGAUCUGGAGUACGCAGAUGACAUCGUCCUCAUCUUUGAAAACCAAGCAUUCGCCUCGCACCUUCAAAGUGCAAAGUCAUGCUUCGGAGCGUACAGCCUCUGAACAUAGCCCUUACAAUUCAAGGAGAAUCCCUGGAGAUUUUGGAAUAUUUUCACAUACCUCUGACAGAAAUGUGUCUGAUGAAGUCGGUGCAAGAAUCUCAAAGGCUCGAAUCACGUUUUCUAAUUUCCGUCACUUGUGGCAUCAAAAAGGCAUAUCACUAGAUCCUAAGGGUCGUGUGUACCAGGCUACAGUAAGGGCUGGGUUGCUGUAUGUGUGUGAUACGUGGCCUCUGCGGACAGAUGAUGUCAUCCGUCUUCAGGUUUUUUUUACCAACGAUGCCUCAGAAGCGUUGCUGCCAUUGACAACACUUCACAAGUCAGUUAUAUUGAAGGGAAAUCGUUCAGCUGUAGCACCCUUUCGAUGCCUAACUGCCAUGCCACCCGAAGGUUGCACGAGGGCUGGUUACCCAAGCCUAGACAGGGGAAGUCGAGAGGCAGAGGUUUGGUUCGAACCACGGAACUUCCGGUCAAUAAAUUCACGCUCUAACCACUUGGAACACCUCGCCCCAGUUAUAUCGAACAGGUCAUGUUGGUGUUUGAAAGUCACGAAGACGACAAUAACCAGUGCAGCUGAGUUUGCUGGUAAUGGCUUUCAUACUUCGCUGCCAAGUCAUUGUUUGACCGCCUCUGGCUCUCUUCCACCCUUCACGUGGUUGUGCGAAAAGACCCCUUCGACUGGCAUACGCAGCACGCGGCCUAGCCAGCGCAACCUAUGCAGUGUGAUCAGUUCACAACAGAUUGGAUGUGGGUCAGACUAA